Molecule: messenger RNA, 1053 nt
Organism: Thermochaetoides thermophila DSM 1495
Lineage: Eukaryota; Fungi; Ascomycota; Sordariomycetes; Sordariales; Chaetomiaceae
Exons: 1
Coding region: 1-1053 (350 amino acids)
Biological process (GO): cytosolic ribosome assembly; ribosome biogenesis
Source: RefSeq, a predicted model, not a curated record
AUGGUGAUUCAACAACCCUCGAACCAGAUCAAGCUCACCAAUGUCUCCUUGGUUAGGCUAAAGAAAGGCAAAAAGCGCUUCGAGAUUGCCUGCUACAAGAACAAGGUCCUCGAAUGGCGCUCUGGCAUUGAAACAGACCUAGACAAUGUCCUCCAAAUCCACAAUGUCUUUUUGAACGUCUCCAAAGGACAGACGGCACCAAAAGAUGAACUGGCCAAAGCAUUUGGCAAGGAUACCUCCAUGGACGACAUCAUUCUCGAAAUCCUGCGCAAGGGAGAGAUGCAGGUGGGCGAAAAGGAGCGUACUGCUCAGCUGGAACGCAUCCACAACGAAGUCAUAUCCAUCGUCACCAGCAAGCUGGUCGAUCCUCGUACUAAGCGUGUCUAUACCCCCGGUAUGAUCGAGAAGGCGCUUGACAUGCUUAGCUCCAUGGCCCACCAGAACCAGCAACAAGACAAGGAGAAGAACACCACCUCAAACGGCACCAACACUCCGUCCACAUCCACAGAGCAGCCUCAACCGCCAACGGUAGAAGGCAACAGCAAAACACAACGCCUACCAACCUGGACGGGUGUCACGGCAAACAAGUCCGCAAAAUCACAAGCUCUAGACGCGAUUCGGGCACUUAUAGCUCAUCAACCCAUCCCUGUCGCGCGUGCCCGCAUGCGCCUGCGCGUUACCUGUCCAACCAGUGUCUUGAAGCAAGCCGUCAGGGCUCCCAAGGGUGGGUCGGCAGCAUACAAAGACGGUGGUGAUGGCGGCGGCGACAGCAAGAAGGGUAAGAAGGGCAGGGAUAAGGGCACCGACAAGAAGGAGGAGGUUCCGGCUACCGCACAAGACGGGGAAGAGCAAAAGGCCCCAGGAACAGUGAAGGACAAGAUCCUGGGCUUUAUCGAGCAGGUCGAGUCACAAGACGUGGUUGGUUCCGAGUGGGAGAUUGUUGGUUUCGUCGAGCCAGGCGCUUUCAAGGGCUUGUCAGACUUCAUAGCAGGGGAGACUAAGGGGCAGGGAAGGGUAGAGGUGCUGGAUAUGGCUGUCACUCAUGAGGAUUGA